Molecule: messenger RNA, 1551 nt
Organism: Micropterus dolomieu (smallmouth bass)
Lineage: Eukaryota; Metazoa; Chordata; Actinopteri; Centrarchiformes; Centrarchidae
Exons: 6
Coding region: 302-1201 (299 amino acids)
Source: RefSeq, a predicted model, not a curated record
AUUGUGUUUGUGUCUGCAGGACGCAGCGUCUCUGAGGAGAUUCUUGCUCAAGGAGGACAUCAGAGAGCUGCCCGCUGAGGAGGAGCUGUGGGAGGUCCCAGAGCCUCCCAAACCAGAUAUUUACCUGGACAGAGUGAAUUCAAGGAGUUACUCCUCCAUCAGCGCCCCAGAGGAGCCAUCUCGGCCUUCACAGGAGGAUGGAGAACAGACGUUGAUCUGCUGGCCUCCUCGAGCAUCUAUACAGAAUACAGGAGCCAGUCACGCAGCAGGUCAUGCAGAUGUCGGCGCGGUAGAAGCCGUCAUGAAGAUGUGGCCGCCUCCCGCUGGGCCUAAAGACAGAGACCCAGAGAAGGACCUCGCCCCCAGAGGAAGCAGCCAUGUUGUCCCCAGCAGCAGACCUGCAGAGCAGCCCGGCCUUCAGAGAGUCCUCAGCCAUCCAGGCCAACCUAACCCUACUGCUGUGACCUCCAGCACACCACAAGCUGCAGAACGCAGGCAGCAGAGUGAGACCACUGGGUCUGACAGAGCUGAGAACGUAGAGGAAAACCUCGCAGCUCCCAGACCAACACAGAGUCGACCAUCUGCACAGCCUGCUGAGACAGCCAGAGACCAGCCUGCUCCAAACAGCCUCGUCGUCCCUGAGGCCGUGGUGCUUUCCAGUAUGUUUCAGGGGGCUGCAGAGACUCAGCGUCCUCCUCUGAACCUGGACUUCCCUCUCUGGAACAAAGACCAGCCUCCACAGGCCACACUAGAGGACAUGGAGCUCACCUGCCAGAGACCCACCACUGUGGUGUUAUCAGACGACCUGAUGGACGUGGCAGUGAUUGGCGAGUGGGGGGAGCAGCUGGUCAACUCCUUCCUGUGCCACUGGAGAGACAGCAGCGACCCCGGACGACCCGCCCACGUCCUGUGGUGCAAUCAGGGCGGAGAGAGCGGCCAGCCCUACGACUUCAAGCUCACUUUUGAAGCUGCAGGAGGGCCGGGGGUGGUGUAUGUGGAAGUGAAGUCAACCAUAAAGAAAGAGAAGUCGUUCAUCCACCUCUCUGCCAACGAGCUGGACUUUGCACUGAAGGAGAAGGAGCGCUAUCACAUAUUCAGAGUGUACAGCGCAGGAGACGCCCAGAACGUUCGCCUGUGUCGCAUUCAGAACCUGGCGCAGCAUCUCCACACCAAGGACCUGGCACUAUAUCUGUUUGUAUAAAUCCUUUGUAAGUUUGUGGAAAUAUUUGCACUCACACCCCAUCUAAAAGCAUUUUAUAGGCCUUUUUAAGUUUAGCCUGCACUGAUUUUAGUUAUUUUAAUUGUUCCUUUGAUACCUCGUGUAUGUUUUAUUUUCCAUGUAUUAUUUUGCCAGCUAAUGAAAAAAACUGCGUUUGUGCAUUUGUGUGUCCAAAAUUUUUGUAUUGCCAACAAAUUGUGUGUUUUCUAGUAUGUGUACAAUUUCACUUUACAAAGUUAUCAGUAGACAUACUGAAUGUUUUUAAUGUUUCCUUAUUCCCCUACCUCACCUUUACUCUCGCAUUCCUUUGGAAUAAAAUUCUUUUUCUGUCA